GUAAAGUACCUGGUGUACAGUAAACUGUACUCAAAACAAGGCAAACCUGUUCUUAACAUUCUUUUGGUGAGGGAGGCAUUAAUAAGUGUCUCUCCACUUUAUUGCUUCAUUUUCACAGAGGUAACAGCAAUGGGAAAUGCUGCUUGUUGUAAACAAUACUGCCCAGGAUGCCCAUGCUCUUGCUGCCUUUGCCCAGAGGAGAAUGAUGCUUUAAUCUACUGUAACCCCAUGAGUGUCAGUCUGUAUGACUACACUGCUCGCACUGUUGAGGACCUGAGCAUACAGAAGGGGGAACGACUGGAAAUAAUAAAGGAGGAAGGGGACUGGAUAUAUGUGAGGAAACAAACAGAAGAGUGCAAGGAAGAAGAGGGAUAUGUUCCCAGGAGUUUUAUUAGGCUGGUGGGGAGCAUUGAGGCUGAACCCUGGUACUUUGAACACAUUACCAAGCGGAUGGAUGCCAAGAGAUGUCUGCUUAGAGUGGAAAACGGGGAAGGAGCCUUUUUGGUGUGGAAGAAUAAGGAGCAAGGGCACUAUUAUCUGUCAGUACGGAAUGGAGAUGCAGCGAGACACUACAAAAUACUGGAAGCUGUAGACCUUUUUUAUCUUGUGGAGCGUAAAAAGUUUAUCAGUGUUUCUCAGUUGGUGAAAUACUAUACACAGCAUGCAGAUGGACUAUGUGCUCAACUCAACAAGCCCUGUGUGAUGCUCGACUUACCGUCCAUCCCUACCCUGUCCCACUUCACUGCUGACCAAUGGGAGGUUGAGAGAAGCACCUUGAAGAAAGUAAAAUGGCUGGACAGAGGCGAGUUUGGAAAUGUGUGGGAAGGAAUCUGGAACAAUACAACCGAUGUGGCAAUCAAGGAGCUCAGUGUAAGCUCCCAGUUUAAGGAACAAAUCCUGAAUGAAAUUGUGAUCAUGAAAGACCUAAACCAUGAAAGGUUGCUAAAACUCUAUGCUGUGUGCACACAGGAGGAACCCUUCUAUAUUGUCACUGAGCUCAUGAGGAAUGGGAGUCUCUCUAAGUUUCUUAAGGAUCACAAUGAAAAGAAAGAUUUGGAAUUUUCUUUGAUGAUUGACUUUGCAGUUCAGAUUGCAGAAGGCAUGUCUUACCUGGAGAGACAGAACAUUAUUCAUAUGGAUCUGCGAGCAGAUAACAUUCUACUGACUGGAAUGCUGUCCUGCAAGAUUUCUGACUUUGGCCUGGCUCAGUUUACUAAUACUCAGACACAGAUGGAAGGUGUAAAAGUCCCUAUAAAAUGGAUGGCUCCAGAGGUAUUCAAUAGAAACGAAUUCACCAUCAAAUGUGAUGUAUGGUCCUUUGGUGUCCUUCUCACUGAAAUUAUUACAUAUGGACAGGAGCCAUAUCCAGGUAUGGGUAAGACUGACUGUGUAAAAUUCCUGUUAAGUGGGAUGCGCAUGUCACCUCCUGAAGGCUGCCCAGACUCACUCUAUGACAUCAUGUUGCUAUGCUGGAAACAGAACUCGUUGGAAAGGCCAGCAUUUAUUGAACUACAUGGGAAGCUGCUAAAACUGAUACAGGCUUCUCUGGUAGAGGAGACUAUAGGUGGACCGGAAGAAUGAAGCCACAACUAGGAAAUAGGUCUACUGGAAACCUUAAACCUUAGUAUUACCAUGGUGUGGCCAGCAUAACUGACUGUAGUCUGUCUGCUAGAGAAUUCCUUUACAGAGACAUCAGAGAAGCAGCUUGGAUCAAACGACUGAUACAAAUAUAGUGAAAUGGAAUCCAAAGAAGUGUUCCUGUUUGGUUGGUCAAACAAACCCAGCUUUUUAUUUAUGUGAAAGGCUUUCAGCUUCGAGCACAGAAAUGGCUAAUUAGUACACGCCAGGAACUGCUGUGUAAUUCCAGUAGUACUUUACACUGAAGCACAUUCAUGAAUCAUUUAAACCACAUGAGGUAUUAUACAUAGCAAGUGAGUUUAUUUUACCCUACUAAAUAAAAUGUUUUAUAUAAUUUGCACUUUGUUUUGGAGGUGUGUGUUGUUGCCACUUGGCAACAUUACCAGAUAAGGGAAUAUUUACUGCGUUUUUGGUUGAAUUCUGUAUUGCUAUAAUUAUAACAAAUAUAUAAAAAAUUACUGUAGCUGUCAAGAAAUCUAAAUUUGACAAACACUGGAAAAAAUAUGUAGCUCCGCUGCUGGAAUGUCUCGCUCCGCUGUCAGUGGUGAGGACACCCCGGUAGAAGAAGGAGGAGGUGAGGAGACCUCCACCAGAGCCCCCAAUCACAAACCCAUCCCCAAGGAUCCAUGUGGGGAAAAACAGACAUGAGGGGAGGGGGCCGAUGACAGCCAUGUGUGCUGCGCACAUAGGGGAGAGGUAUGUGCAGUGUGCACAGGUAUGUGUGGGGAAUACUGGGUGGCAGGGAGGGAGUUAAAAUCCUCCCUGCAAAAACACAUGGAAAUAUGGCUGGAGCCGUAAAUUGAAUAAGUGCUUAAAUAAUUAAGGCUCCAGCCAUGGGUGUAUAAAAUAGGUUUUCAUGGGUGAUAAUUAGAAAGGGUAGAGGGGGUGGUCUGUGUUUCAUGUUCCAUGCUGUGCUAUCUGUUUGUUUACGUUUCGGGAGUUUUUGUAGAACCUUUUGUUUUGUCCCUUGUGCCUUUUAUUUUGUCAAGAGUGUUUUGUUAAUUGUUUUGUACCGUUUUUAUUGUGUUUAUUUGUUUAUUUAACCAUGCAGAUUUCGGUGACUGAAUUUCUGUCCCUGCAAUACCAUCUGGACUGGGAGGCUACUCCGCCACAUAAUUAUUGUUAUUGUAUUUCUUGCUCUUAUUGUAUUACUUGUAUUGUAACGUAUUGUAACGCUUGAAAUGUUUUUGCUUACGAUUGUAAGUCGCCCUGGAUAAGGGCGUCUGCUAAGAAAUAAAUAAUAAUAAUAAUAAUAAUAAUAUAUAGCAAUAAACUAAUACAAAUAUUAUCCUCUCAGAUCCUCAUUUUAUGUUAUCAAUAUUAAGGCGAUCAUAUCUUUGAGGAUGUUGCUGCAGUUAGCUAAUAAAAUGUGGUUGUAUAUUGUUAUAUAUUUUGAUACGUGUAUUAUUAAUUUAAUUUCCAAUUAACCAUUAACAAAAAAUGAAAAUGUGUUAACAUAAGUUGGUUGUUUACAGGAAACCUAAACCUGCUUCUUUUAAUAUUUGUAAAACAUUUAAUAAAGUCAUUAAACUA
Acipenser ruthenus (sterlet) is the source of this 3171-nucleotide messenger RNA. Its product is annotated as tyrosine-protein kinase SRK2. The coding region runs from base 130 to 1581 and encodes 483 amino acids. The transcript is spliced from 9 exons. The record is from RefSeq and is a predicted model, not a curated record. NCBI's taxonomy places the organism in Eukaryota, Metazoa, Chordata, Actinopteri, Acipenseriformes, Acipenseridae. Gene Ontology annotation, biological process: cell surface receptor protein tyrosine kinase signaling pathway; cell differentiation; innate immune response. Gene Ontology annotation, cellular component: extrinsic component of cytoplasmic side of plasma membrane. Gene Ontology annotation, molecular function: non-membrane spanning protein tyrosine kinase activity; ATP binding; signaling receptor binding.